Messenger RNA from Carica papaya (papaya), 669 nucleotides. The record is from RefSeq and is a predicted model, not a curated record. Lineage: Eukaryota; Viridiplantae; Streptophyta; Magnoliopsida; Brassicales; Caricaceae.
AUGAAUCUGGUGGGAGGUGUUGAUCAAAAUGAUCAUCAUUCUAGGCUUAGGGAAGUGAAGGGCUCAACACCAAAAUGCUUCUCGAUGGAUUUCGCCUAUUAUGUCCCUUCUGAGAGAUACCCAAGAGAGACUAAUGUAGUGGAGGAGGAAGAAGAUGGUGCAAAUAAUGAUAGCGAUGAGUCAGAUAAUGAAGAUGAUGAUGAUCAUGCUAAUGGGGCUGGUCAGAGAAUGAGUGAAGUGGGUGAGAGAAACGAGACCGAUCAGGACGAUAAUUCUUGGUCACAUUCUGAUGGGCUGGAUGAUAUGAAGUUGCAAAUGGCUGCUAUAUUUCAGGACUCGACAAAAUCAUUGUGGGAACGAAGAGAGUGGAUUAAGAAACAGACGUUACUCCUCUACGAGGAAAGACUUAGCUUGCAAGCCCAAAGUUUUGAGCUUGAGAAACAACGUUUUAAAUGGCUGAGAUAUUGUAACAAGAAAGAAAAGGAACUAGAGCGGUUGAGGCUGGAGAAUGAGAGGCUGAGACUUGAGAAUGAGCAGAGUUUGUUGCAGAUGAGGCAGAAAAAGUCAGAGAUGAGUUUCAGGAUGUCAGAAGCAGCAGCUUUUGAUCCCUCUCACCCUGUCAUUGAUCGACUGGGCGGACAUCAGAUGAACUUUGCCAAGCAUCAAUAG